Messenger RNA from Capra hircus (goat), 9307 nucleotides. RefSeq names its product sterile alpha motif domain containing 12 (gene SAMD12). Gene Ontology annotation, biological process: cell surface receptor protein tyrosine kinase signaling pathway. Lineage: Eukaryota; Metazoa; Chordata; Mammalia; Artiodactyla; Bovidae. The transcript has 7 exons. The record is from RefSeq and is a predicted model, not a curated record. Gene Ontology annotation, cellular component: cytoplasmic side of plasma membrane. Gene Ontology annotation, molecular function: protein binding. Bases 119 to 907 code for a protein of 262 amino acids.
CCUGGAACAGAUGAGCGCAGAAUAUUUAGGCGAAAACGCGAGGAGGGGGUGGGAUCGCGGGGCAGGAGGAGUAUCUCCGCCAAGAAAAUUAUGCAUGCGUUAGGGAAGCUCUGAGAGAAUGGCUGUGGAAGUUCUUCAUCAUUGGGGUGGAAAUGGAGGAGAGCUGGGUGAUGCUGAGCUGGCCUCUCUGGAAGAGCCAACUGUGGAACCCAGAGGACUCGCCUGUUGGCAUGACCACGUGCUCUGUGGCGACGCCUUUGUCGUCUGUCUGAACAUCUGGGUUCCCAGUCUCAGGGAGCCGCCAGUAGGUCAAGACUCCCUGAAAGAAGAAGGAGCUCUCCACUGCGGUUUGAAUCCACGGGGUAUUGAUCACCCUGCCCAUGGUGAAAGUAUUAAACUACAAAUUGAAGGUGAAGGUGUUGAGUCUCAAUCCAUUAAAAAUAAAACUUUCCAGAAGGUGCUUGACCAAAAAGGAACCCCCAAGAGACUGCAGACAGAAGCCGAGACAACUAAGUCGGCUACAGUGAAGCUGUCAAAACCAGUGGCCCUGUGGACCCAGCAGGAUGUCUGCAAGUGGCUGAAGAAACAUUGUCCGAAUCAGUAUCAGAUCUACAGUGAGUCAUUCAAACAGCACGACAUAACUGGGCGAGCCCUGCUGAGACUUACAGACAAAAAGCUUGAACGAAUGGGGAUCGCCCAGGAGAACCUCCGGCAGCUCAUCUUGCAACAGGUGCUCCAGCUGAAGGUGCGAGAAGAAGUCAGAAACCUACAGUUACUCACGCAAGAUAAAAACAGCCAGAAGCAAGAUGGCAUGAGAUCACAGGUAAUGCAGUCCACAGGAGUCAGCCUCCCAGAGCAGGACCAGACAGAAAAGCCUCAGCCGAGGGUUCUCCAUAAAUGCAGUUAGCCUUCCAAGCUGCUGUCCUGCCAGUCAAUACGAACAUGGCCUGUUCCUCACAGAAAGACUAACUCAUGGCACUGCCAGAAGAUAUCCUUGGAGCAUUGACAGAUUAACCAGAUUAACUGAGAAGCCACCCAUUCAGUCAAGAUUACGGGCUUUGGAAAAUCUUAGUUUGCUCUGGAUUUUUAAAUGAGGUGCAUAAUAUACAGUGCCAACUUGUUCCAAGUGGUCAUUGGCAGACCAUUAGCUGGAAAAUUGCUUCCAGUUUUCAUCACUGUGCAUAACUGAGGCUCCCUUUGGGGAGCUGUCUGUGCCCUUCACUACAGGUCCUGUUUGAGCAUGGCAACUACUGGAUUAUUUUAUUAUAUGUGCAGAUGGCAUGAUGUGUUAGAAAAAAAAAAAUUACAGCAGUCCUGCAAUCUCAGUGGAAGUGUUCACAAUAUUAUGCCCUGGUAGGAAUAUAAAUAUGUCUCGAUUGUGUUAGUUAUGGUGUCUAAAGGUAGUCUGUCCAACUCUUCAGCACUUUACAUGAUAACCCUACACCGAAACGCAUCAGCACGUUCAGUACAUGUGAGAAGACAAGUCUUUUCUUCUUUCUUAUAAAUUUUGUCCUAUUUGGCUCAGACUGUCCAAGGCAAGACUCCACUCUCAACAUAUACCCCAUAGUUUGGGACAGGUUGGUAAAUAUGGCCACAGUACUGUUAGACUUAAUCUCUUGACACUUUACUGGAUUUCUUACAGCACCAAAGGGAGAUAAAGGUGGGCCUGGGGAAUGGUGGUCAUUUCCUCUUCUUUCUUCUUCUUGGGCACAACUUAGCACAAGCACAUCCACGCACUCAAACACAGGAGGCUUCUUUCUAAUUGGCCAGUGUACAUAGUCUCUCUUUCUAUAGAAGAGUUCUUUCACCAAAAGUGGGGGGAAAUGGCCAUAUUUUCAUCUUAGACUAUGGUGCAUUGAUAGUGAGGACAGCAGAAUAAAGGGGUGUGACUUUAACACUUUGGAAAACGCUUUAGGUCAAAGUGUUGAUCUCAGUUCUCUGAAGAGGAAAAAAUAGCGUGACCCCUUGCAUGUCUAGGGAAGCAAGAGUUUCCAACCACACACUAGGUUUCUUCCUCAGAAGAGAACCUACUAGUCCUUUUUAAUCCUAUCUGGAAUUAUACCCAUAACUAAUAUUUUUAACCAUGUUUUACAACAAAGCACAGUCCUUGGAUGCCAGUCAGCCUGGUUAUUGCUUGUCUUUAGGAAUUAGAGGAAUGUUCAUGUUGACUGACCCUAUAUCAUGCUUUAGGCAUUUUUUCCCCCUGAAAAUGUAAAGUUGACUGAAUCAGAAACUCAGCCAAGUAUGUUCUGUGUGCCCACAGUCCCAGUCUGUGGCUCGCAGGCAUAGGAGACUUUUCUUUAAAUACAUGUAACAACCCUGGGACCCAGCCAGCACAAGCAAGCUUGGCAUUUUAGAGGGUCACCAGACACACACUCAUUGUCUGUUCUCCCCACAUCUUUCCUCCCCUGGGGGUAUCAGGAAAUGCACAGCCCAUUAGAAAACGUCCUGCCUGAGAUUUGGAAGCUUGACAGGGAAGGAGGGAGAUCCAAAGGUGAUUCGGGUGAGUCACCGGGCCAGAUGCCUCACUGUGAGCCUGCAGGCUGUGGUGCCAAAGAAGGGGGCUUCCAAGAGGGAACGCACAGGAGCUUCGGUCACCGCCAAGAUCUGGCCCUUUGGUGGGUCAGCAUCAGGACCAACACUAUAAUUCUUUACAGAUCCAAAAUGAAGAGGCCAAAGCCUGGCUGCCAAUGCCCCUGGACACCUCAGUCUCCACCACCCGUCUCCUGAGGUUCGAUUCCAACAGCAGAGCUCACUCCAGUCUUUGUUUCUUCCUUUCUUUAGAAAUCAAGUGUCUAUUGAGCAUCUGCUAUGAGCCAAGCAUUGAGCUGGGGCACUAUGGUUUACAAGGUAGACUCUCCCUGCCCUUAUAUCUCCUCCUCCCAAACACUAUCCCAACCCCACCUUUUCCACAGUGAAAACUGGAUUCAGACAGCAUUCACCCCUCCAGAGCAAUGUAGGGGAGACGGUUGCACACAGUUCCCGUGACUGAGGAAGCAGGCGGCAGAGGGGGAGGUAUUGGACAGCAUCAGCCCACGUAUUUGCACCCAUUAUGUACCGCCAACCCUUCCAGCAACCAAAUUUAGCUGAUGAGCGCUUCCCAAAGCAAGUUUCAGUUGCUUCUCCUGAUAUCCACCCUGGUCACCUAUAUUCCCAUCCCUGUACAGAAACAGCCAUUCGUCAUUAUGCUGACAUCUCUGGAAGCCCAGUUCUAUAACUAGUCCUGGGGAUACAGAAUUGGGCCUGAGGAACUCAACAGAGCUACUGCCAGGUGCUGAGAUACUGUAGCUGGGGAUGCAUUGGUUUAGCUGGGAACGUUAAUGACUGUUAACACCCUUGGAAAACCGAACAUGCUUUAUGGAGCAGAUAGAUAUUCAUUAAAUGGUGGUGAUUCAUCCUUACUUUGGCUUUUGCAAAAUAUGUUAUGAACACGUAAAUAAGUAGAGUUGUCUAGCCCUUUUCUUUUGAGUCAAAGUGUACUGGACGGUUAUUUAAAGAUAGUGGGUGAAGGUGGAAAUAAGAGAGGGCAAAGAUGGAGACAGUGAAAGAGCCCCAUUGAAGAUGGCUUCUCUAAAAAUGCCUUAAUUCCUGGCACGUACCACAUAUUUGCAUAUGAACUGCUACUGUUUUCCAAACUGUCAACCUCUGUUUGAAAUCAUUUGAGGGCAUGGUGUUGGAAAUGUGGCUUAAAACCAGAACAGUCAUGACCUAAACCAGCAAAACUGGAGAAACGAUUUCCUUCUCAGCGUUGGGAUUCUUUGUUCUGUGCUGACCCACAGUUACCCGUGGCUACUUCCUGCUGUGUUGUACCUUCUUCCCAAGAUGGCGUGUAGGACAUUUUACCUCCCAGAGAUGGCUCUGUCGAGUUUUGUUUAGUAGGAGGCAGGAAAUGGGAAGGAAGACUAUGAAGGCUUUGAUGUCUAAGGGCUGUAAACUGUUGAUGCGUUAACUUUUCCUCUUACUUGAACUUGCGCUGCACCUUUUAUUAAAAGUCUGGCCCCUACACUCACAUAGGAAAAGCACUUUUGGGAAUGAACAGAAACGAAUAAACAGACUCUCUGGGGGUGCCAAGGCGGAUAAGCUCAGUUCGGGCUCCAGAACUGAAUUUAAAUAUGCAGAGCAUCGGUGGUUCUGCUAGGGUAAAAAGCACAUCACCCGAGUAGUUUAAGACGCAGCUGGGGGACAGAGACACUAUCAGCUUUCUUGUGGGUAAUGGCAUGUCUGAUUCCCUGCUUAGGCUCUGUGAGGUGUGUAACUGCGCCAUCCACUUCUACCUCCAGAUUACAGAGAAAUAACCCGGAUUCCCUCCAGAGUCCUUUCUCAGUUGCCCAGACAGGUGAAUAGUCCUUCGUUCUGGGGGAAUUAAGCCUCUUUUUUAACCUUCAAAGGGAAAGGAAUAUCAACCUUACGUGAGAAUAUAAACGAAGGGUUAAAACCUCUAAUAGAUGCACUCCCUUGUUUCUUACAAAGGCUUUCUUUGUCUGCAAAUGUCACGUAAUUGUUUUGGGAUAGGAACAAUACAAGUCUAAUGGAAGAAAAGUUUUCAAGACCCCCUUAGUACUUUCUCUUACCAAAACCUCCUCUUCCUGUGCUUAGCAGCUUCAUUCUUUGUGAUGCUUUCCUCUGCAUUCUUUAGAGUAAUUUUGUUACUUGACAACUAGACUUCAAGCUGCCUGUCGUCUCUUUUUAAAAACUUAAUCUUUAAAAAGACAUCAGUUCUUCUAUGCCUUAAAGGCUGUUUUUAUUCACCUCUCCCACACCCCCUCCACCUCACUUUCUUGCUUUUUUGUGUUGUUUUUUUUUUUCCCCUUUUAAUCUCUUUCUUCUUUUCACAUGGUUCCUUGGGUAGAUUUCAAGUAUUCUAUAAAGAACUCAAACAGAGAAUCAUAGUUGUCACCUUUUUUCCCCAGGACUGACUAAGAAUUCCUUCUUAAGUUUGAUCUUGGUGAAAGCUAGUUGCCCAAACAACACUGGGACAAGGAUUCUGAUCUGGGGGUGAGGUGGGGGGCUGGUGGUGGUGAUGGCAGGUCAGUGCUGAUAAUCAAAACAAGGGCCGUGUGAUCACAAGAGAGGACAGCCCACGAGAUGCACUGCUCAGGACACAGCCGGGGACUCAUUUUCAAAGACAAGCAGGUCCUUCUCCUUAGUCUCCUGAGAUGUGCAUCUCAUCCCGUAGCCAGGGAACUCGCUUGUGAGUUCUGCUUUAUCAAUGUGAAAUAUUCCUGGCUCUGAGACACAGCUUCAAGGUCAAAGAGAACUGUUUUUGCAUGGUUUUGCUCUGGUGACUUACUCCAGGAAGGAGAUGGGGAGCCUUCUUUUGAAGGUGAACCACCUGCGGUAAGCUUAAGGAAAAAUUAGCCAAGGAGGUUACACCAGCCCUUAAUGAAAAGCAUGAAAUAGAGUCUUCCCUGGAGAGCUCAUUGGGAAGAUGGCUAGGAGCAUGGCACCCUGGCUUCCUCAGACCAUCGUCUUGGCUCUGCAGGGAAAAUUCUGGGCAAGUGCGGCAAGCACUAAGAUCUGGCCUUUUCAGGGUGAAAUUUGCCUGUGACAGAUAGAUGUGCCGCUGAGUAGGGACUGGUUUUAGACAUCUUGCUCAACUGGAGAAUUCCAUGGACAGAGAAGCCUGGCGGGCUACCAUCCGUGGGGUCGCAGAGUUGGAAACGACUGAACGACUAACCCUGACUGACUCAGCAGCACAGACUGAGAAAUUACCAACACAGAACAGCAGAAAAGGGACACAGAACAGCAGAAAAGGGGCACAGAAGGCACUGUAAAUCUGGAGUUUCCAUUGCCACAUAUAGGGCUAUUUAAAACCUUGCAGAGCCCCAAGCAUCCUUACUUCAGAGGUUCCCUUCUGCAAUUAUAUCAAGCACUAGCAGGCACCAACAGCUCAGGCCUCAUAAAAUUUCAAAGUAACCAUAUGACUUGCAUUGAAUUGCAGGUGACUGGCUGAAGUUAUAGAUAUUUAAACAUUACUUCUGAUUAUACAAUAUCUUUUUCAGCUGUGGGAGCCAGUGGUGUGGGGUUUCAUUGUUUGUUUCACUGUUGUCUUGUUUUGCAAACGUCCAACAUUUACGGAAGCCUUAGAAAGGCUCUUAAAGCCAGGCCUUUUUGCCUAAAGGACAGUGAUUGAAACAGCCAUUUGAUGUAAACAAGGAGACUGUUAAAUUAAGCCAAAGUUGGAGAUACUAACACCUAAAAUCUUUAAGGCUGGUUGCCUUCUGCAUUGUUUAUAGCCUUUUAAAUUUCAGCCAUUUGGAUCAAAGGAAAUGAAUAGGUUGCCUUCACGUGGCCUUGGCACAUUAGCAUACACAGCUACUACAGGUGGAAUUCUAGGCUGGGUGGAUGUGCCAAAGCCCACAGAUCUGUCUCAUGUGGUUGUAUUUAAUCACCACCACCCACCCCCCAAUUCCGAUGAAAAUAUAUUCAAAUGCUUUACUCACAAGAAAAUUCUAAAAUGAGACAUGUUAUUUAGAUCAUUGCUUCUCUCAGAGGAAGGGGUAUUGAUUUUGUGACAUAAGCUUGAAGAAAAUCACCUGCCAUUAAAUACCCUGAUGGUCGCUUCUGUCCCAAUCCACAAGCAUACCCUGGUCUUCUCCCAUCUCCUCAGUGGGCAGCCCGGCCUCCCUCUUAAGUAGCACACGUGUUAUAAAGACCCCUUCUGAAUAGACUCUGUUCAAGCACAAUUCCAAAAACGCAGUUUGAAUUUUGAGGACCGCCUUGGUCCUUGAUAUGAUUCCUUAAAUCAAUUCUAAUUCUUUAUAUCUAUUUUCAGUGUUUUUUUAAGCCACAGUCAACUGCAUUUAUAUGUUUGCAUUGGUCACUUCCCACUCACUCUGUCACAGCUUUUGAGCAAGCCUAGACAAUAAAGAAUCUGCCUGCAGUGCAAGAGACCAGGGUUUGAUCCCUGGGUCGGAACAAUCCCCUGGAGAAGGGAAUGGCAACCCACUUCACUAUUCUUGCCUGGAGAACCCCAUGGACAGAGGAACCUGGUGGGCUACAGUCCAUGGGGUCUCAAAGAAUCGGAAACAACUGAGCAACUAACACCUUCACUUUUACACCAAUUCCCACUUAAGACAUUUGAGAAAAGACCAGAAAUAUUUCCCUGUGUACCAGCUGCAGAAGUUUUGAAGCCCAUAACCAGGUUCUUUUUCACAUCAAAAGGACCCUGUUUAUAGGUGGAAACCUUAAAGAGAAAUGGGAGCAUGCAAGGGGGUAGGAUUCACAUUUGAACGCUGGAACCUUUGUCUUUUUCAUCAUAAUCUCACUCUCCCAUCACAUCACCCUUCUCUUUCGAAAAGCAGUAGCCUCUUUGCUGAGUGAGUGUGGACCUCCCACUUGGGGUAGUCUGGGUUCCACUUGCUUAAAUUCACUCAAAGAGAAUUAGAAGGUUCUCAGGGGCUCUGAGCGAUUCCAACACCUCUACUUCUCCUUCCCCAGUCGAAAAACACUAUCCUUAUGUGGCCAGGUUUGAGAAGACCGUGAUUUAACAAGUGGAAGUUCCUAUUUCAGAGAGCUGAAUAGAGCCAGCUUCUUGACCCUGCCCUGUCUCAGUCGUGAGACACAGACUCAUCUGCUGAAAAGCCAAGGGAGCGCGAAUGCUUUGAAACGAGUUCCACUGUCAUUCUGGUGUCGCUCCAUCACACCUGCUGUAGUUCCAGGUAGUCCAGCUAUUUGAUAGUGUUAGGUACCAAAUUAAACAGCUGUACACAAAAUUUUAGAAAAGAUCAAUCUUGUAAAUCAAUUAUAUAUUAUCCAUCAAAAAUACCCGAGAAAAGAAAAUAUUGAACUGUUGUUUCUGUACUUGAAUAUUCUUAGGAUUCUGUGGAGAGUGGCACUGCUCUGAUAAAGGGGAAACCGUUUCGAAUUCAAGAAUACUUGCAUUCAAGAGAAAUUGCUCAUCUCUCUGGGCCUUUGCUCAUCUGUCUGGGAUGUUACCUGUUCUGCCUUAGCAGACAGGGUUGUUUGGAGGCCAAAUUGAGCUAAGGGGAGAAGCUGUUCUGUAUCACCAAUGUCUGUGUAUUCAUCAUGGUGAGCAGGGCUGUGGGCUUUCAUCAGUGAGUUCCUUUCCCUUGUAUUAUGCCUUUCUCUCAUAGCUGUUUUUACUGAGUCCAUUCUGGGAUGCUAAAAAGUGAAAUGGUAAGAAAGUACCAAUCAACGUUUUGGGGAAGCUACCAAAUUAUUUGAAGGAAUGCUACUUAGGAAGAAACUUCAGUAGAUGUUUUGGUACAACGUAUAAAAAAGGUAAAGGUAACUCAAGCAUUUUGUAUGCACACACAAUACAUGGGGGCUGGUCUGCAGAACCUAUGGCCAGGGUGACCGUUUAUCUCCACCUCUCAAAGGUUUAGAGCGCUGUGACCGAGCUGAGGGAGAGAGUGCGGGCUGGGCUGAGCGCAGGUGAAGAUUGCCAACCCUCAGGUUAAAAAAAGCCAAUGAAGUUGAUGAAUUGCUGGUCACAGGAAACAGCCACAUCGAACUUCCUAGAUGAGCUGGUGUCUUUGUGCUAGGAAAGGAAGAGGAAGAAAAAUCACACCAUGUGAACCGAAUAUAAAAGGAGUGCUUUCAGUUGCACGAGUGGGAAAAAUUCUGACCAAAAAAAAAAAAAAGAAAGUUCACUAUUUUACAAACACUAGCAAACAUGGCUAUAAAAGCACAUUUCAUAACACAAAAGCCUACGUAGAUGGGAGACAUUUUUAUAGCUUCCUUAAGUGAGUAGUUAAACCAGCAGUCUGAAAUCUCUUAGUCCCCUAAGAGUGGUUAAUUAAAUAUUUUCCUUAUUCAUUGCCCGCAACUGUGGGUUGUUGUUUUUUUUUCCCUCUAUGCACCCUAGAAAAUUCCCAAGACUAGACUUAAGGAGGACACAAGCUGGUUAUGUAGUAAAAUAAGAGUGCCUUUUCUGUUGGAUGUUCAUUUUAGUUCCCUGAGUUCCCAGGGCAUACAAUGUUUAGAAACUUCUUUCUCUAAACACAAGAAUUAUUGCACACCGCAAUUUUGAACUACCAAUUUCCAUAUCUUAAGCAGCUAUCAACUUGCCAAUUCCCUUUGGGUCUUCUUUACAUUUUUCUUAUAAUGUUUCCCUGUGUUCUGGGUUGUCCUCAAAAAGAGUUUCGGGGUGGGGGCAUGAUUCUUUCUAAAUUGAUAGAAAUGAAACUACAGAUUUUUGCCCCCUUGUAUCUGUGAGCAUGAUCUCUAUCAGGCUUGAAAAUCUGCUUUAUCAUUUUUGUAUAUUUGACUAUUUUGUAUUCAGCAUUACUUGAUUCCUUAUGUGCAUGGCAAUGUAUUAAAAUGUGGGAUUUCUAUUACCGUG